Molecule: messenger RNA, 1155 nt
Organism: Amyelois transitella
Lineage: Eukaryota; Metazoa; Arthropoda; Insecta; Lepidoptera; Pyralidae
Exons: 4
Coding region: 274-1122 (282 amino acids)
Cellular component (GO): mitochondrion
Molecular function (GO): glycine N-acyltransferase activity
Source: RefSeq, a predicted model, not a curated record
ACUACUAAACGUUUGUGUCAUACAUAUUUAAAUUAAUAACUUAGUUUUGUUUGAGUGACUGUUGUGAUUGAUUUUAAGUUUCAUCGUGAUUAUUUCAUAGAUACAUGAUAGUCAUUUAAUUUUUAGUAAAGUUUGGCAGAGGAAAGGCAAAGAUGUUUAUAGCCCAUACAGCCACCAUCAGUCAUUUUUUGCAUCUCAUUAUAUAUAGAACUUUUAAAAGGCAUUAUAACACACAUUCGUCAGUUGAUUGUGUGACUUUGCUGAUAGCACAUUAUGUCUGCGGAUCCAUUACAUUUAUGGCCGAUAACUAAAUGGGCAGAAUCUCAAAAAGUUUUCAAAGCCGACUGGCCUCGUGGUAUACCAGGCUUUACUGUACUGGAGCGCCAAAGAGAGUGGAUAGAGAAAGGACUGGAUUAUGGUUUUAAAGUAUACGUCCCUUACGGAGACGUGUGGAAUGGAAUCGUUGGCGUCAAUGAAAAGAGCACUUUCUACGAAAUCGUCAUCCAAUGCCCAAAGAACGAUACCUCCAAGUUGGCUGAAGCCCUGAAAGCUACCAAAGUCAUUGAUUGGAAGAAAACAGUAAUUUUGCCCUUUACUCCAAAACACAUAUUUGAAUGCGUCAAGAACGUAUUAGCAGAUCUCAACUUGGAAGUGUUAAGGAGUUUACUUUCGCAGAGUUUUUAUCUGGAUAAAGAUACAGCGGUGUUUGAAGAUGUAAGUUUGCCACCAGGAGUUACUUUCGACAUUUUGAACGAACAUCAUAUCGAAACACUAGAUGCACACUGGCCGCAUCGCUACCCAGGUUCUUCUUGGUACUUCGAACUUCUCAUAAAAUCAAAAUCUGGAUAUGGUUUGUUCUUGAAUGGAGAGUUAAUAUGUUGGAUGCUCAACAAUGAAUUUGGUAUAAUUACUCAUGUGUAUACCUUAGAAAAUCAUAGGAAAAAAGGAUAUAGCGAAAAACUGAUGAAAUUAGUUAGUAACAUUAUAUUGAAAGAAAAUAAACAUGUUUUUGUAUUCUGCGUCGCCGAUAAUGUAAGUAGUAAUUUGUAUAAUAAACUUGGGUUUUCUAAUUAUAAUGAAUGUGAAGUUUCCUGGUAUUGGUUGAAGAGUAAAAACGAAUAAAUAAAUGAUAUCAAAUAAUAAUGAGUUAAAUAA